This is a messenger RNA of Neopsephotus bourkii (Bourke's parrot), 1282 nucleotides long. Its product is annotated as olfactory receptor 6F1-like. The record is from RefSeq and is a predicted model, not a curated record. Gene Ontology annotation, molecular function: olfactory receptor activity; G protein-coupled receptor activity. Gene Ontology annotation, biological process: G protein-coupled receptor signaling pathway. The transcript has 2 exons. Gene Ontology annotation, cellular component: membrane. NCBI's taxonomy places the organism in Eukaryota, Metazoa, Chordata, Aves, Psittaciformes, Psittacidae. The coding region runs from base 7 to 999 and encodes 330 amino acids.
UAGAGGAUGGUGCAUGAAGAGAUGUCGUUUGGAUCAUUUCCAUUAGCUGAGCUGAUGGACCUCAACACUUGGAGGCACACAGCGAAUGGGACAGUUGUGGAAGAAUUUAUCCUUCUUGGCUUCCCAGGCACGUGGCGUUCCCGGGUCUCCUUUGCGAUUGUGUUUGCAUUGAUGUACUCCCUGACAGUAACAGGCAACACAUCCAUCAUAGCCCUCGUGUGGAUGAACAGGAACCUCCAUACUCCAAUGUACUUUUUCCUCUGUAAUCUCUCCUUUCUGGAGAUCUUGUACACUACGGGUGCUGUUCCCAAAGCCAUUGGAGUCAUGCUGGGGACUAGCCAGACCAUCUCCUUCAGUGUCUGCAUCUUCCAGUUGUUCUUUCUUCUCUCCCUAGGCUCCACUGAGUGUUUUCUCUUGUCUGUCAUGGCCUAUGACCGCUACUUAGCCAUAUGCUACCCUUUGAGAUACAGUUCCCUCAUGAACAGUGUCAUCUCUGCUCGGCUGGCACUCAGCUCCUGGCUGGGAGGCUUUCUGGCCAUCUCACUUCUGGCCUUUCUGACAUCCAGGCAGACAUUCUGUGGGCCAGACGUCAUCAACCAUUUCUUAUGUGAUAUAGAUGCCUGCCUUGCCCUUUCCUGUAGUGACAGGUGGCCCGUGGAGCUGGCGACUUUCCUUGUUUCCAUAAUUGUUGUGGUGGCCUCCUGUGUGGUCAUCCUGGUCUCCUACAUGUACAUUAUUUAUUUCAUCCUCAGCAUCCAGUCAGCCCAUGGCAGGAAAAAGGCCUUUUCCACUUGCUCUGCCCAUCUCAGUGUCGUCACGAUCUGGUAUGGCUCUAUCAUCUUCCUAUACGUCAAGCCAUCAGCCCAGAGCAACAUGGAUGUGAAAAAAAUCGUGAAUACCCUUAACACAAUUGUAACUCCUUUGUUGAACCCCUUCAUUUACACAUUCAGAAACAAAGAAGUGAAGCAAGCUCUGGGGCGGGCUUUCCAGAAGAAGUGAAGCAAGUUUUCAGAAGACCUCAGUGUGAGCUAACAAUGUGCCAGGGCAUCACAGGUAGUCAGAAGCCGCAGUUCCCCAGUGAGCUCAUCUCACUCACCUUACAGCCUCCUUAGUCUGGGCUUAGCCUUGACUCUAUGAUUCUCCUUGAUUCUAUAAUUCUAAUGCUCCUCUCACACUGCUCUAAGGACCAGCUCCUGGGGAAGGUCACAAACCCCAUCAAGAAACAGUUCUCUGACAGAACACUGGAGGAGGGGUCCUCCUCCUACAGGCUUGUAUUACAGUU